AGAAAGAGGAAUAGAGAGUGAGGGGACCGGAGUGAGUGAGUGUGUGCCUGCUUCCCUACAGGAUCGGUGUAGGCACACCUCUCUCUCUCUCUCUGGGCUCCCUCUUUUCUGGGUGUCUGUUUACCGACAGACCCAACAUGUUCUUCGUCCACAUUUCCUAUACCUUCUGCCCCUGAACUGAGAUAAGGAGCUGCAUUGAAACGUCAUGGACAAGUUCCUGAGAGAGGGUUCUUCUGUAUGGCUUCGAGCGAAAGAUCAGCUACUGCCGAGCAGUGUCAGCUGUACCUCCAAUGGGAUUGUCCUACUCACAACUGAAUAUGGAGAGGUUUUCUCCUAUGAACUGGCUGAACUAUCUGAGGAGAUUGUUGUCCCAAUGCACCAGACCAGUGUUGACGGGGUGGAUGACAUGUCAAGUCUCACGGAUCUCCAUGAAGCUGCCAUUCUGUACAACCUCUUUCUCCGAUACAAACAGGAUAAGAUCUAUGUACGCCAAUUUUCUAUCACCGCGGUUUCCUUUUCACUUAGUGCCUGUGUUUGGAAUGAUAGAAUCCCAGUCAUGGAAGCUUUCGGAAAUGCCAAGACUGUUUACAACAACAACUCCAGCCGAUUUGGGAAAUUCAUCCAACUUCACUUUUCUCAGAAUGGAAACAUUCAGGGAGGUGCCAUUGUUGACUAUUUACUGGAAAAGAACCGAGUGGUCAGACAGAAUCCAGAUGAAAGGAAUUACCACAUCUUCUAUGCUCUGUUGGCUGGAACCGACUCACAGCAGAAAGAGGCCUUGUACCUGUCAGACGCUGAAUCCUAUCACUAUUUGAAGUCUGGGUGUGUGAGCAACAAGAGUCUGGACGACAAACUGAUGUUUGAGAAAGUGAUGGCUGCUUUCUUUGUCAUGGAGUUUGACAGCGAGGAAAUCCAUGAUAUUUUCAAGUUGCUGUCUGGAGUUUUACAGCUUGGAAAUAUUGAGUUCAUCACUGCUGGAGGUGCCCAGAUAACAACUAAAGAAGUGCUCAACAAUGUCAGUGAUUUGUUGGGUUUGGAUUCUUUUCAACUGGCGGAGUUGCUGACCCAGCGGUCGAUUUUCCUGCGAGGAGAGGAGAUUAGCACCCCCAUGACCAUACAGCAGGCUGCUGAUUCCCGGGAUUCCAUGGCCAUGGCACUCUAUUCCCAGUGCUUUUCCUGGAUCAUUAGGAAAAUCAACACAAAGAUUAAAGGGAAGGAGAGUUUCAAAUCCAUCGCCAUUCUUGACAUCUUUGGCUUUGAGAACUUUGAGAUUAAUCGUUUUGAACAAUUUAACAUUAACUAUGCCAAUGAGAAACUGCAGGAAUAUUUCAACAAACACAUCUUCUCCCUGGAGCAACUGGAGUAUAACAGAGAAGGAAUGAGUUGGGAAGCAAUUGAUUGGAUGGAUAAUGCCGAGUGUUUGGACCUGAUUGAAAAGAAACUGGGCCUCCUUGCUCUGAUCAAUGAGGAGAGUCGGUUUCCAAAAGGCACUGACUCCACACUGCUUGAGAAAUUGCACAGUCAGCACCAGUGUAACUCGUUCUAUGUGAAGCCACGGGUAACUGAUCAUCAGUUUGGGAUAAGACAUUAUGCUGGUGAGGUCAUGUAUGACGUUCACGGGUUUCUCGAGAAGAAUAGGGACACUUUUCGAGAUGACAUUCUAAACCUCCUCAAGGAUAGCCGGCUGGAUUUUAUAUAUGAUUUGUUUGAGCAAGUUUACAGUCGCAAUAAUGGUGAUGACACAAUGAAAAUGGGAACACAGCGUCGCAAACCGACUGUCAGCUCCCAGUUCCGGGACUCUCUGCACUCACUAAUGGCGACCCUCAGCUCCUCAAAUCCCUUUUUCAUUCGCUGUGUCAAGCCCAACAAUCAGAAGUUUUCUGUCUACAUGCUCCCCCAUCUUGUGAAUAAUAUGGAGCAUGUAACAAUUGCAGGGAUAUCCAUGAACAACAUAAGAUCUCAGGAAAGGCAAGAAACACCAUUAUCGCCCAGCCAGCUGAGUGAAAGCACGGUGUUGGUGGAGCAGGAGAAUGAUGCCGAAGUGCUGUCAGAUUUGGCGCAGGCAGAGAGGAAACAAAUACAAGAGAUAGUGCGUCUCGAGCAUGAAAUCCAACGGUUGCAAAAUGGAAGGGGAUUGAGCUGUGGGAAUCCCAUCUGUGGUCUAUCACGGAGGGAGAUAGAGAGCCAACGUAAGGAGGAGAUCAGACGCUUGGAGAAGGAAGCAUCCAGAGUGGCACAGGAAUUCCUGGAGUUGCUGAACUUUGGAGGGUUGGAUGAGAGUGGCCGGAGUCUUGAGCAGUCUCCAUCCAGUAGGGACAACCUCUGCAGUAGUAGCUGCAUUGGGCAGUGUCCUGAGCAGGAGCUGGACAAAGAAUUUCAAACUGAUGAGGAAAUGUCAACAGUGACCUGUACAGAUCAGACUGAUGGAUCAACGAGUCAGAUGCAAAUCAGUAACUAUGUGCAGGACAAUGAAUACAUGAACUUGCCUUUGUCCAGUGAAACACUGGAGGAGAGAGAGAAUCCCCAGGAUAGGAGAGGCAGCAAUCGGAGUCCACAGUGGGAGAGUGAGGAAAUCUCAAACACUGGGCCUGGCUCUCUCUAUGCAACUGACAACAGUGAAGAACCGAUUUACAGUCUCCCCCCUGAUGUUGAAUCAGAUUAUGAUCAUGAUGAGUUUGAUGAUCCAGUUACAAAUCAUGGCGAGUCACAGGACAGUUUGAAAAUAUCCAGCUUUAAUCCCAGGAACAUGGGGAUGUGUCGCUGCAGCACUGACUCGUUUAUGGACAGUGAGGAGGAGCUUGACCUUCGAGCAGAUACUGACGAAGAGUUCAACACUUGUCGAGUGCCCAUUACCAGUGGGUCCAGGGCCCCGUACUUCCAUGGUUACCUAUACAUGAAAGGAGGCCUGAUGAUCCCAUGGAAACGGCGCUGGUGUGUUCUAAAGGAUGAGACCUUCAUGUGGUUCCGUGCCAAGCAGGAGGCCCUGAAGUCAGGCUGGCUGUACAAAAAAGGUGGUGGAAUGUCCACGCUGUCUCGCAGGAACUGGAAACGCCGCUGGUUUGUGCUGCGAGAAACCCGGCUCAUGUAUUUCGAAAAUGACAGCGAAGAGAAGCUGAAAGGGACGAUCGAUAUCCGAGGGGCAAGAGAAAUUGUGGAUAAUGGGGAGAAGGAAAAUGCUCUGGAUGUGGUGACAGAUGAGAGAAUCUAUCACAUCGUCGCUGAGUCUCCUCAAGAUGCCAGUGAUUGGUUCAAUGUACUAAGUGGUGUUCACAGUGCGACACAGCAGCAGUUGCGAGAGAUGCGUGAUGAACAGGCAAAUCCAAAGAACGCAGUGGGCACUGUGGAUGUUGGAUUGAUUGAGUCUGUGUGCGCCUCUGACAACCCUGACAGACCAAAUUCUUUUGUGAUUAUCCUCGCGACACGUGUGAUUCACUGUAACUCCGUCAGUCCAGAGGAAAUGCAUCACUGGAUAUCCCUGCUUCAGAAAUCCAAGGGAGAUGCCAUGAACCUGGGACAAGAAUUCAUUGUUCGUGGUUGGCUCCAUAAAGAGAUGAGGAGCAGUGGGAAAACCUCGUCAUUGAAACUGAAGAAGCGUUGGUUUUUGCUGAAUAGUAACUCACUGGAUUAUUAUAAAUCUGCUGAACGAAACUCAACCAAACUGGGCACCUUGGUCUUGAACAGUCUCUGCUCUGUCAUUCAACCUGAUGAUAAAACCUUCAGAGAAACAGGUUAUUGGCACUUUGUGGUUCAUGGCAGGAAACACUCCUAUCGACUUUACACCAAGUUACUGAAUGAGGCCACACGCUGGACCAGUGCCAUUCAGAACGUCAUCGACAGCAAAGUUCCCAUAGAAACUCCAACCCAGCAGCUGAUUCGUGACAUCAAGGAGAACAGUGUGAAUGUGGAGAUUGUGGAGCAGAUUUACAAAAGGAACCCAAUCCUACGUUAUACCCAACACUCCCUGCACUCACCUCUUUUACCAUUGCUCUACGGAGACAUCGACGCCAGCUUGCAAAAGGAGAAAGGAUACACAAAUCUACAGGACGAGGCUGUCAGGAUCUUCCAUUCUCUGCAGGAACUCGAGGCUAUCUCUGAUCCCAUUCCAAUCAUCCAGGGAAUCCUGCAAACCUGCCAGGACCUCAAAUCGCUGCGGGAUGAGGUUUACUGUCAGCUCAUCAAACAAACCAACCACAUGCCUCACCCAAACGGCACCGGGAGCCUGCACCACUGCCGGCUGCUCAGCUGCAUGAGCUGCACCUUUCUGCCUAGCCGCACCAUCCUUCGCUACCUCAAGUUCCACCUGAAGAGGGUUAGAGAGCAGUUCCCAGGAACAGAGAUUGAGAAAUACGCCCACUUUAUUAAUGAGUCUCUGAAGAAAACCAAAGUGCGGGAGUUUGUGCCAUCACAGGAAGAGAUUCAGGCAUUGAUAGGCCGGCAGGAGAUGGUGACGACUGUUUACUGUCAUGGUGGGGGAGCCUGUAAAAUCACCAUCAACUCGCACACAACAGCAGGAGAGGUUGUUGAGAAGUUGAUCCGGGGCCUGGCGAUGGAGGACAGCAGGAAUAUGUUCGCUCUCUUUGAACACAAUGAAGACGGUGACAAGGCAAUUGAGAGCCGGGUCAUUGUGGCUGAUAUUUUGGCGAAAUUCGAGAGGCUGGAACUCGGUGCUGAGGGUGGUCCCACGUUGUCUGGCCUCUACUUCAAACUGUACUGCUUCCUGGAUGUGGAGAAUGUGGCAAAGAAUGGAGUGGAGUUUGCCUUCAUGUUCGAACAGGCCCAUGAGAGUUUACUCAGUGGACAUUUCCCUGCACCCGAGGAUACCCUGCAGCUUUUAGCAGCUUUGAGACUGCAAAACAUUCAUGGAGAUUACAACAAGGGCUCCUUGAAUCUCCAGGAAGUUUAUCCUGUCUCCAAACUGAGAAACAAGAUCUUGCAAUCCACAAAAUUCAACUCGCAGACCCUGAAGAGGAGGACCAGUUUUUUGGAGGGGACAUUGCGCCUCGGCCUUCGCACAGGCUCUGUGAAGAAACAGAGGAUGGAAGAAGAGCAAAUGUUGGAGAUGUGGUUGAAAGAAGAACUGUCUGCUACUCGCACAAGCAUCGCCGAUAAAUGGAAAAGGCUACGGGGAAUGACGCAGCAGCAAGCCAUGCUAAGGUACAUGGCCAUUGUCAUGGAGUGGCCUGGCUAUGGUUCCACUCUCUUUGAUGUAGAGUGUAAGGAGGGUGGAUUUCCCAAUGAGCUGUGGUUGGGUGUCAGUGCUGAGAAUGUUUCAAUCUACAAACGGGGUGAUGCCCGGCCUCUGGAAACCUUCCAGUAUGAACAGAUUGUUUUCUUCGGUGCUCCACUCCCAAACACAUACAAGAUAACUGUGGAAGAAAGGGAAAUGUUCUUCGAGACUCCACAGGUGGGUGAAAUCACCAAGAUAAUGAAGGGCUACAUCAACACGAUUGUGAAGAAACGAUACAGCAUCAAGUCUGCGGUCACUAAUCGCAGCGAGGCCAGUGCCUGGACCAGAUGAGCAGGACCACUCCCCUUGCCCCUCCUCACACCCCUACCCUCCCCUUGCCCUCCUCUCACUGACCAAGGAAAGACUGAUCAAGGGAAUGAUGAUGGGUUAUUGGCACAGAGACCUCCUGUGGUGUGGUCAAUAAUGGGCAAAGGGCAGUUGGAGGUGGGAGGUCAUGUGAUGAGAUCUCCAGGAGUUCAUCCAAUCAAAGUCGGCAGUCCGAGAGGAGAUGAAAAGCCACAGUAGAGCUGGUUCAGUCCUGACUCCGCCGUUCUCAAUGUCUCUGAGGUCACCACACCAGCUCGGCCUGCAAUACUGCGGGCAGUGUUGCUGAGAGGAAUACAGCAUGGAAACGAUGGGUCAAAUAGCCAUUUUUGGUGCUCUGCCAUUCUUUAACAUUUCCUGCUGAUCAGAGAGGUUUCUCUGUCAGUCUUUAUCUUGUUUUCUCUUUGUUUACUGCGUUUCUCUCUCUCUUUCACUCUCUUUCUCGCCUUGUCUCUGACUUGAGCAAUCUGUUUCUGGCUAUCCCUCCCACUCUGUCCUAUGCCCCCUUCUCUCAGUCUCUCUUAUUUUCUCUCUGUCACUUUCUUUCCCAUUUUGUCUUUUCUUUCCUUAGUGAUUUGUAACUGGCUUUACAAAGCAAUUCCUCGAAUGUACCAAUUUAUUUAAACACUGUAUUGAGAUUGGACAGAUUAAAGGAGAUUCUGCAGCUGCUCAACAUCACAAAAUAACCAAAUAUCCCAAAUUGGAGUUUUGUAAGUUUGUUUUUUCACUGACAAAUACAAACAGCAAUUGUCUGAA
Molecule: messenger RNA, 6307 nt
Organism: Rhincodon typus (whale shark)
Lineage: Eukaryota; Metazoa; Chordata; Chondrichthyes; Orectolobiformes; Rhincodontidae
Product: unconventional myosin-X
Exons: 36
Coding region: 206-5518 (1770 amino acids)
Biological process (GO): signal transduction
Cellular component (GO): myosin complex; cytoskeleton
Molecular function (GO): ATP binding; cytoskeletal motor activity
Source: RefSeq, a predicted model, not a curated record